Puntigrus tetrazona (Sumatra barb) is the source of this 1558-nucleotide messenger RNA. RefSeq names its product C-type lectin domain family 4 member E-like. The record is from RefSeq and is a predicted model, not a curated record. NCBI's taxonomy places the organism in Eukaryota, Metazoa, Chordata, Actinopteri, Cypriniformes, Cyprinidae. The transcript has 7 exons. The coding region runs from base 60 to 803 and encodes 247 amino acids.
UAAACGGUCUCAAGCAGCACUCAAGUCUCAUCGAGCACAUCUUCUGUUGGGCUCAUGAAAUGGAUUCGAUCUAUGAAAAUUCAGCCAUCAUACUUGAGGCAGUUGCUUCAGAUGAAAAGCGCCCUCAGUGCGACGGUAACACCAACAAAGAGCAAAAAAGAGAGAAGGAAGUUUGUCCCUCUAAAUGGAUCAAAGUUUUUAUGUUUGUUUUUGCCGUCUGUUUCUCUUUGGCCCUUGGGGGUCUCUGUAUUCUAGGGAUCCUGUAUCUCAGAGUUUCAUUGCAGUCUGCAAAUUCCAAAAAAGAGUUUGAAGUGCUCCGCAACCAUCACGAGGAAGCACUUAGAAAGCUGAACAGAUUUAGUAACAGCACAGGUUGUCCACUUUGCGCCGUCCACUGGAUUCAUUCUGAAGCAAAGUGUUACUACUUCUCUACGGUCAAGAAGAACUGGACGCAGAGUCGAGAUCAAUGUGUGACUCUUGGAGGACAUCUAGUGAUGAUAAACAGCAAAGAAGAGCAGGAUUUUGUAACCUCUAAUGUUAAAGAGACUCACUGGAUUGGUCUAAAUGAUUUGGACACUGAGGGUCACUGGGUUUGGGUGAACAGCCAGCCACUUAACAAUUCACUACAAUUCUGGAUGAAACGUAAAAAUGAAAUCAGUGAGCCUGAUAACUGGACUAAAGAACAUCCUGAUGGUGAGGACUGUGCCGGUCUGGGACACGUAAACGGAGAGACAGAUUUGUGGACGGAUGCUUACUGUUUUGAAGAGAAAAGAUUUGUGUGUGAAGUUGCUGCAGCUGUGUAAUUCACAAUCUUCUGUUCCUGAGCCGUUAACCUUGUUCAUUACAAAUAAGAUUUGAAGGAUUCUUCGUGUUCAAAUACUGCACCGAUUAAAAUACAGAGUUCUGGCAUGAAUCUUUAAAUAGUGCAGCUAUGUAUGUGCAGCAGCAGUAUUUCUUACAUGCUCAGCAGCAUGUUGCUUUAUAGGGAGUAGAAAGUCUUGCUACUUGCUCUUGGAAAUAUUCUGCAAAGACCAAAUACAUGUCAUUUUCAUGUAUAUUGCCACGCCAAUACCUUCAUGAUUGAGGUCUAAUUCAUUUGUUCAUUUGUAGUGCUGUACUUCUCAAAAGCACUAUACAGUACGUAUACAGUAGACUAGUAGUAAUUAAUUUUUUACAAUAUACUUAUAGACUUAUGAAGCCUUUAUGAACAACUUCACUAAAAACAUCCAACACAUGUAGCUUAUUAACUUAUUAAAUUACUGAUGACGUAUGCGAUUACUGAAUACUGAAUCGUUUUACAAAUGCUCUCUAUACAAAGUUAAUACAAAGUUUUAUAAUUAUAUAAAUAUAGGUUUUUAAUUUAUCAACAAAAAUAUAUACAAAAAUAAUACUACUCAUAUGUAUACUGUAGUCUAUAUUUUACUUUACAUGUAGUAUUGUAAUAAGAGUUCUGCAUUGAUUAUUAUUCAUAAAGUGAAACAUUAAUACUUUUACACUGUAUAUAAAUGCACUUCAAAUAAAUUAAAACAAAAGAUUAAAUCUCUAUAGUACUGACUGU